AUGGCUUUUCCCUGCCGAAGGUCCAUGAAUCCCAAGACUCUGGCCUGCAUUCUGGUGGGCAUGAGUUUCUUGGCACUUCGCCUCUGGCUCCUCCAAGCCCCGAGGUCCCAGCAGGAACAGAAGGGGGAGGGCCCCACGGACGCUAGCGACACUCCCUAUACUGCGGAACAGCCCGCUGCGCUCCAGCUCCACCGGGGGCUCCCGUGCGUGGCCAAUGCCUCCGCGAACCGCACGGAAGACUUCGAGCAGCUGCCGGCAAGGAUCCAAGACUUUCUGCGGUACCGCCACUGCCGCCACUUCCCACUCCUCUGGGACGCGCCAGCCAAGUGCGCGGGCCGCCACGGCGUCUUCCUGCUCCUGGCGGUGAAGUCGUCGCCCGCGAACUAUGAGCGGCGUGAGCUCAUCCGUCGCACGUGGGGACAGGAACGCAGAUACAGAGGGCAGCAAGUGCGCCGCCUCUUCCUGCUGGGGACCCCAGCGCGGGAGGAGGCGGCGCAGGCGCCGCAGCUCGCCGAGCUGGUGCGCCUAGAGGCGCGCGAGCACCGCGACGUGCUGCAGUGGGCCUUCGCCGACACCUUCCUCAACCUCACGCUCAAGCACGUGCACCUGCUUGACUGGCUGGCGGCGCGCUGCCCGCAGGCCCGCUUCCUGCUCAGCGGCGACGACGACGUCUUUGUGCACACAGCCAACGUGCUUAGCUUCCUAGAGACACAGUCGCCCGACCGCCACCUUUUCGCCGGGCAGCUCAUGGACGGCUCCGUGCCCAUCCGGGACAGUUGGAACAAGUACUUUGUGCCCCCACAGCUCUUCCCUGGGAAGGCCUACCCAGUGUACUGCAGUGGCGGCGGCUUUGUCCUGUCCCGCCACACGGCCCGGACCCUGCGCACGGCGGCUCGCCACACCCCUCUCUUCCCCAUAGACGACGCCUACAUGGGCAUGUGCCUGCAGCGCGCUGGCCUACAGCCUAGUGGCCACSAGGGCAUCCGGCCCUUUGGCGUGCAUCUGCCCGGCGCCCAGAAGCCCUCCUUUGACCCCUGCAUGUACCGUGAGCUGCUGCUAGUGCACCGCUUCGCGCCCUAUGAGAUGCUGCUCAUGUGGAAGGCACUUCACAACCCGGCGCUGAGCUGUGGCCAGGGGCACAGGGUUUCCUCAGGCUGA
Molecule: messenger RNA, 1158 nt
Organism: Urocitellus parryii (Arctic ground squirrel)
Lineage: Eukaryota; Metazoa; Chordata; Mammalia; Rodentia; Sciuridae
Gene: B3gnt6
Product: UDP-GlcNAc:betaGal beta-1,3-N-acetylglucosaminyltransferase 6
Biological process (GO): protein O-linked glycosylation; poly-N-acetyllactosamine biosynthetic process
Cellular component (GO): Golgi membrane
Molecular function (GO): UDP-glycosyltransferase activity; galactosyltransferase activity
Source: RefSeq, a predicted model, not a curated record